CACUGGGCUCUCACUGUCUUCAGCCUCCUUGUGGUUUCAGUAAAGAUAAAGAAGCAUUUACUCCGUUGCACAAUUUCUUCCUUGAGACUUGCCACAGAAGUUAAUGAAGAGGAGUUGAUUCCACACAUAAAAGACUUCAUAAAGCACAAUGGCUCUGGCUUGUCCCCACAUGAACUGCUCAGGAUGGAGCUGGCUGUUUCAGACAAACUGCAUGGGGAACUUCACAUCAGGAUGCUGCUGGACUUUCUGUCCAUAUUGCACACCCCAGUGGUCCUGCACUGGCCCCACAUGAAGGAGCUGAGGCCUCAAAGGGAUCCUCCCCUCUAUGUAGAAUCUCUGACUAGCCAGCUGCAGCUGUGUGUGGUGGGCCAUCAGCUGCUGCAGCUCAAGGGUUCCAUGCUGGCCUUGGUCAUCACCACCUUCAAGCUGGAGAGACUCAUGCCAGACAGCUGUAUUCCUAUACCUGACCUGCUGAAGAAGGCACAGGUUGGUAUUACGCAGUGGAAUGGUUGCAAAGAGCUUGUAAAACAACAACUGGCAAGCCUUUUCUCAUCGUCCUGCAUGGACACUUUGUAG
Molecule: messenger RNA, 576 nt
Organism: Odocoileus virginianus texanus
Lineage: Eukaryota; Metazoa; Chordata; Mammalia; Artiodactyla; Cervidae
Source: RefSeq, a predicted model, not a curated record